Messenger RNA from Gossypium raimondii (Peruvian cotton), 4307 nucleotides. RefSeq names its product ABC transporter B family member 19. Gene Ontology annotation, molecular function: ATP binding; ATP hydrolysis activity; ABC-type transporter activity. The transcript is spliced from 10 exons. Gene Ontology annotation, biological process: transmembrane transport. Lineage: Eukaryota; Viridiplantae; Streptophyta; Magnoliopsida; Malvales; Malvaceae. Gene Ontology annotation, cellular component: membrane. The record is from RefSeq and is a predicted model, not a curated record. Bases 338 to 4087 code for a protein of 1249 amino acids.
CGCUCUUUUUAUGCUGCUUUGCCCUUUACUUUUCCUCAUUUUUUCCCCUUCUCUUCACCUUAGUUCUCGAACUCAUAAACUCACAAACGACAUUGUCAGGUUUUCGAGACCUUGAAAAAGGGAAGAAAGAUAAAGAAGCAAAAAAAGGGUCUUUACUCUUUAGAUCUCUCGUUCUUCUUUCACCCUUAAGAGAUCUUCUUUCUUUCUUUCUUUCUUUCUUUCAAUGGCUAUUCUUCAACUCAGUUGCUUUUGAAUCAAACUCAACUCACCUCAACUCAAUUCAUCCAACCUCUUCCUUUCUUCUUCUUUAGCUUUGGUUUUUUGAGUUUACAAAAAAAUGGCUGAACCAACUGAAACAAAAGCAGUCCCUGAAGCAGAAAAGAAGAAAGAACAAAGCUUGCCAUUUUACCAACUUUUCACUUUUGCUGACAAAUAUGAUUAUUUGUUGAUGAUCACUGGUAGCUUAGGAGCUAUCAUCCAUGGUUCUUCAAUGCCUGUUUUCUUCUUAUUAUUUGGUGAAAUGGUUAAUGGCUUUGGCAAAAACCAAUCUGAUUUGCCCAAAAUGACUCAUGAAGUUGCCAAGUAUGCACUCUAUUUUGUGUAUCUUGGUCUUAUUGUCUGCCUAUCAUCAUAUGCAGAGAUUGCAUGUUGGAUGUACACUGGGGAAAGACAAGUGAGCACAUUGAGAAAGAAGUAUUUGGAAGCUGUUUUGAAACAAGAUGUUGGGUUCUUUGACACCGAUGCAAGAACUGGGGAUAUUGUUUUUAGUGUUUCCACUGAUACUCUACUUGUUCAAGAUGCCAUCAGUGAGAAGGUAGGGAACUUUAUACAUUAUCUGUCAACAUUCUUGGCUGGUUUAGUAGUUGGUUUUGUGUCAGCAUGGAGGUUAGCCUUACUGAGUGUGGCAGUGAUCCCUGGAAUUGCCUUUGCCGGCGGCUUAUACGCGUAUACGUUGACCGGCCUCACUUCGAAGAGCCGGGAAUCCUAUGCGAAUGCCGGCAUAAUUGCCGAGCAGGCCAUCGCACAAGUUCGUACCGUGUACUCAUAUGUUGGCGAGAGUAAGGCCCUUAAUUCUUAUUCAGAUGCAAUACAGAACACACUUAAACUCGGAUACAAGGCUGGAAUGGCUAAGGGUUUAGGGCUCGGGUGCACUUAUGGCAUUGCUUGUAUGUCUUGGGCGCUUGUUUUCUGGUACGCUGGUGUUUUCAUCCGGAAUGGACAGAGCGAUGGCGGCAAGGCAUUUACAGCUAUUUUCUCAGCCAUUGUUGGUGGCAUGAGUUUGGGUCAGUCAUUUUCAAAUCUCGGGGCAUUUAGUAAAGGAAAAGCAGCUGGUUACAAACUGAUGGAGAUUAUCAACCAAAAACCCUCCAUAAUUCAAGACCAUUUGGACGGGAAAGUACUGGAGGAAGUUAAUGGCAAUAUAGAAUUCAAGGAAGUGACUUUCAGCUACCCAUCGAGACCGGAUGUUAUCAUCUUUAGCAAUUUCUCGAUUUUCUUUCCAGCAGGAAAGACAAUUGCAGUUGUUGGUGGUAGCGGCUCUGGGAAGAGUACUGUCGUCUCUCUGAUAGAGAGGUUCUAUGAUCCUAACCAGGGGCAGGUUUUGUUGGAUAAUGUUGACAUAAAGACACUGCAACUUAAAUGGUUACGUGAUCAGAUUGGACUGGUAAAUCAAGAACCUGCUCUCUUUGCGACUACCAUCCUUGAGAACAUACUAUAUGGAAAACCCGAGGCAACAAUGGAUGAAGUGGAAGCUGCUGCUUGUGCUGCAAAUGCUCACAGCUUUAUUACCCUACUCCCUAAUGGAUAUAACACUCAGGUGGGAGAACGAGGAGUCCAACUCUCUGGUGGCCAAAAACAAAGAAUUGCGAUUGCUAGAGCCAUGUUGAAGAAUCCAAAGAUCUUGCUCCUUGAUGAAGCAACAAGCGCACUCGAUGCAGGCUCCGAGAGUAUUGUUCAGGAAGCUCUUGACCGGCUAAUGGUCGGGAGAACAACUGUAGUUGUUGCUCAUCGACUCUCCACCAUAAGGAAUGUUGAUUCGAUAGCUGUUAUACAACAAGGGCAAGUUGUUGAGACUGGAACACAUGAAGAGUUGAUUGCAAAGGCAGGGGCGUAUGCUUCGUUAAUCAGAUUCCAAGAAAUGGUGGGAAAUAGAGACUUUGCUAAUCCAUCAACUCGCCGAUCACGUUCAACACGUCUAAGUCAUUCACUGUCAACUAAGUCCUUAAGCCUCCGGUCUGGCAGUUUGCGAAACUUGAGCUAUUCUUACAGUACCGGUGCUGAUGGCCGGAUAGAGAUGAUAUCAAAUGCUGAAACGGAACGUAAAAACCCAGCACCGGAUGGCUAUUUCUGCCGGCUUCUCAAGCUAAAUGCUCCCGAAUGGCCCUAUUCAAUCAUGGGAGCCGUUGGUUCCGUGCUUUCUGGUUUUAUAGGACCAACUUUUGCCAUUGUGAUGAGCAAUAUGAUCGAAGUCUUUUACUAUACAAACCCUACCUCUAUGGAAAGAAAGACAAAAGAAUACGUUUUCAUCUACAUCGGAGCUGGUCUAUAUGCUGUCGUUGCGUAUUUGAUUCAACAUUAUUUCUUCAGUAUUAUGGGAGAAAACCUCACAACACGAGUGAGGCGGAUGAUGCUUGGAGCAAUUCUAAGGAAUGAAGUCGGAUGGUUUGACGAGGAAGAGCACAAUUCAAGCCUUCUUGCAGCCAAAUUGGCAACCGAUGCAGCCGACGUAAAAUCCGCGAUAGCUGAAAGGAUCUCUGUGAUACUACAAAACAUGACUUCACUUCUCACUUCAUUCAUUGUUGCCUUCAUAGUCGAAUGGAGGGUCUCUCUUCUCAUCCUCGGUACCUUCCCUCUUCUAGUCCUCGCAAACUUCGCUCAGCAACUUUCACUCAAAGGGUUUGCUGGUGACACGGCGAAGGCGCAUGCAAAGACAAGCAUGAUUGCAGGUGAAGGUGUAAGCAAUAUUCGAACGGUUGCAGCAUUCAAUGCACAGAACAAGAUCCUUUCACUGUUUUGCUACGAACUCCGAGUUCCGCAGAUGCAAAGCCUUCGUCGCAGCCAAACAUCGGGUCUCCUUUUUGGCUUGUCUCAGCUCGCACUUUAUGCUUCAGAAGCUCUCAUACUCUGGUAUGGAGCUCACCUUGUUAGCGAAGGUGUUUCAACCUUCUCUAAGGUGAUUAAGGUUUUUGUGGUAUUGGUGGUUACUGCAAAUUCUGUGGCGGAAACUGUUAGUCUCGCUCCUGAGAUCGUUAGGGGUGGUGAAGCUGUUGGUUCAGUGUUCUCAAUUCUAGAUCGUUCAACUAGGAUUGACCCAGAUGAUCCAGAGGCAGAACCGGUUGAAACAAUUCGUGGAGAAAUUGAACUCCGUCAUGUUGAUUUUGCAUAUCCUUCGCGACCUGAUGUUAGUGUGUUUAAAGACCUUAACCUUCGAAUCCGUGCUGGCCAAAGCCAAGCACUUGUUGGAGCUAGUGGCUCUGGCAAGAGUUCAGUCAUUGCAUUGAUUGAACGAUUCUACGAUCCAACAGCCGGAAAGGUUAUGAUCAAUGGAAAAGAUAUCCGGAGAUUGAACUUGAAGUCUCUUAGGCUUAAAAUCGGAUUGGUACAACAAGAACCAGCCCUCUUUGCUGCCAGCAUUUUCGAUAAUAUCGCUUAUGGAAAAGAAGGAGCAACCGAAGCUGAAGUAAUCGAAGCAGCUCGAGCAGCUAACGUGCACGGUUUCGUUAGUGCGUUGCCUGAUGGUUACAAAACACCCGUUGGUGAGAGAGGCGUUCAACUCUCCGGAGGUCAAAAACAAAGAAUCGCCAUCGCAAGGGCUGUACUUAAGGACCCAACAAUAUUACUACUCGAUGAAGCCACCAGUGCACUCGACGCAGAAUCAGAAUGCGUGCUACAAGAAGCACUCGAAAGGCUCAUGAGGGGCCGCACGACGGUACUUGUGGCUCACCGUCUCUCGACAAUAAGAAACGUCGACAGUAUUGGAGUAGUACAAGACGGGCGAAUCGUAGAACAAGGCAGCCAUUCCGAAUUGAUUAGCCGACCGGAAGGAGCUUAUUCUAGGCUCUUGCAACUGCAACACCAUCACAUAUGAAAGUUUUUAUUUUUUAUUUUAAUUGAAUCAACAUGGGCUUGUUGGGUGGUAUAAUUAUGUUUGGGACCCUUUAACCUCUUAUGUUUUUCAUAUUUUCCUUUUUUGAAUGAUGAUAGUUGUAGAUAUUGUUAAAGUGGAGACUGUAUCUUUGGGUUCUACUGCCCCAUUUCCAAUGGGGUUUCCAAUGUUAAAUUAUUGAUAUCUAUGGUGCAUAACAUAA